AGUUAGCAUUUUAUCUGUUAUCACUGCAACAAAUAACACUCGUGCGAUAAGUCCGCACAAAUCUUAUAUCACCAUUAACAUUUUAACUACACAAUACCAACUAUAUUCAACGCGAUGGUACUCUCCAUGGCUAGAUGGGCUGGCAAAGUUGCCAUCGUAACUGGUGCCAGCUCUGGAAUAGGCGCUGCCAUCGUCAAGUCCCUCGUAGACCACGGCUUAAUCGUUGCAGGAAUUGCGCGUCGAGUAGAAGCUAUACAAGAAAACGCCAAACAACUUGCUGGAAAAAAAGGACAGCUCCAUGCUAUCAAAGCCGAUGUAACGAAAGAAGAAGAUAUUUUGGCAGCCUUUAAGUGGGUUUCGCAAAAUUUGGGGCCUGUUCAUGUUCUUGUUAACAGUGCGGGAUUACUGAAGGAAGGUCUGCUUACAGAUGGAAAAACUGAGGUCUGGAAGAGUGUUUUUGAUGUUAAUGUUCUGGGGGUGUGUAUUGCCACAAGGGAAGCUAUGAAAAUAAUGAAGGCUCAGGAUAUUAAAGGGCAUAUUAUACAUUUGAAUAGCAUCGCAGGACAUUUUGUGCCCAAUGUACCAAGAAUGAAUGUGUAUUCUGCUUCUAAGCAUGCGAUUUCGGCACUCACUGAGACGUUACGUCAGGAGUUAAAUCAUCUUCAGAGCAAAAUCAAAGUUACGAGUAUUAGUCCAGGUCUGACGUACAGUGAAAUGACUAUUCUUAACAAAGAAUAUAGCGAAGAAAGAAGGAAAUUUCUUGGGAGUAGGCCUAUACUAAAGGCCGAAGAUAUUGCGGAUGGUCUUGUAUAUGCGCUGUCUACUCCAGAGCAUGUUCAGGUGCACGAAUUGACCAUCAAACCGGUUGGUGAACCUAUAUAAGGUGCUAUACUGUGAUGGGUUACAAAAUAAGAAGAGGCAUGGUUAGUUUAUUGCAAAUAACUGUUGGGAUCUAUGGUAGAUAGAAAUUUAUUUGAUCUUUUAUGUCAUUUAAAGUGAACUAAAUUCGGUCUCUGAUUUUUUUUGUUAUAAAAGUUGUAGUAAUUUACGAAGGUGAAAAAUACGGUCUUUUAACAAGUUGACGACGCUUCAUAUUUUAUUUACAUUUUUUACACACUCUUAGGUUAAGCAUGACGAAAAAUAUUACAUUACAUGUUAUGUCCAUCUCUAAUUUUCUAUUUUUUCAGCAGUCAACCAAAUUUCACCCUGAACACUCAUUAUAAAGCCGCCUGGUUUCAUCUUCAACGGUUCUUGGGUUUUCUUAUUAACUGUAAACUUAUACUGCCUCAACAAUGCAGUUAACCCAACCUUCGAUUGCAUCAACCCAAAACGCAUACCUGUAACUCAUUAUUAGUAACUCUAACACAUC
Molecule: messenger RNA, 1369 nt
Organism: Zophobas morio
Lineage: Eukaryota; Metazoa; Arthropoda; Insecta; Coleoptera; Tenebrionidae
Product: farnesol dehydrogenase-like
Exons: 4
Coding region: 115-882 (255 amino acids)
Molecular function (GO): oxidoreductase activity
Source: RefSeq, a predicted model, not a curated record